Molecule: messenger RNA, 6113 nt
Organism: Neoarius graeffei (lesser salmon catfish)
Lineage: Eukaryota; Metazoa; Chordata; Actinopteri; Siluriformes; Ariidae
Gene: atp11c
Product: ATPase phospholipid transporting 11C
Exons: 30
Coding region: 473-3898 (1141 amino acids)
Biological process (GO): phospholipid translocation
Cellular component (GO): plasma membrane; trans-Golgi network; recycling endosome
Molecular function (GO): magnesium ion binding; ATPase-coupled intramembrane lipid carrier activity; ATP binding
Source: RefSeq, a predicted model, not a curated record
AAAAUUUGUUCGCGAGAGAGAGAGAGCGAGCAGGCUGUGGGCGGAAUGCGAGGUAGAGAGAGAGACAGGCAGAUAGAGCGGUGCAUCCCCGGUGAAUGAAUCACUGUCACUUUUCCCCCUCUUUCUUUGGAACCGCUCCGUUCCGCUGAGUGGUGUGCGCUUCCGCUGAGGGCUGCUGGCGGAGCUGAGCAACAGGGCGCCUGCACGAUGCCGCUGAGCACAGGGAGCGCGCGCCGCUAGCCCCGGCGGCUCACUGCGGAACCGAGGCGCGAGCAUGCUGGCAGCGAGCGCGAGAGAACGCCAGCCAUGUAGCUUCCCCGCCGCGUCCCGCACAGCGCACCCAACCGGGCCACAGCGCAGAUAGCUGACGACGCGACUAACCGGCUUUCAAUUGGCGUCAUACAUGCAAAGUUAGUUCGGCUGAGACAAAAGGAACUGCGUGUUUACAGCAAAACACACACACGAGUCCAGUAUGCUCCGGAGAAGCCUAAACCGGCUGUGUGGUGGCGAUGAGAAAAGAGUGGACAGCAGGACCAUUUACAUCGGACAUCGCACAUGUCCGGCUACUGAGGCCUUCAUCCCUCCUAAAUUCUGUGACAACAGGAUAGUGUCUUCCAAGUACACAAUAUGGAACUUCCUGCCAAAGAACCUGUUUGAGCAGUUCAGAAGAAUCGCCAAUUUUUACUUCCUUAUUAUAUUUUUGGUGCAGGUUAUUGUGGACACCCCAACCAGCCCUGUGACGAGUGGCUUACCACUGUUUUUCGUGAUAACAGUGACUGCUAUCAAACAGGGUUAUGAGGACUGGCUGCGGCACAAAGCAGACAACGAAGUGAAUAAGUACCAAGUGAGAGUGCUGGAGAACGGUCAGCCAGCGCGAAAGGAGAGCGAGAAGAUCAAGGUGGGUGAUGUCGUGGAGGUUGUGGAGGAUGAGACCUUUCCCUGUGACCUCAUUUUGCUGCAUUCCAGUCGAGACGACGAUACGUGUUUCGUCACCACAGCCAGCCUGGACGGGGAGUCCAACCAUAAAACACAUUACACUGUGCCAGAUACAGAGAAGGAUUUGCAGUCUCUCAUUGCUACCAUUGAGUGUGAGCAGCCCCAGCCUGACCUCUACAAGUUUGUGGGACGGAUGCACAUUUACAAGCCCGACCAGGAGUCACUAGUAAGAUCUUUGGGUCCGGAGAAUCUGCUCCUGAAAGGUGCAACUUUAAAAAACACCAAGAAGAUUUAUGGUGUAGCAGUGUACACAGGCAUGGAGACAAAAAUGGCUCUCAACUACCAGGGCAAGUCUCAGAAGCGCUCAGCUGUAGAGAAGUCCAUCAAUGCUUUCCUGCUGGUCUAUCUGUGCAUCCUGAUCAGUAAAGCAGUCGUGUGCACCACACUGAAGCACAUUUGGCAGAACCACGAAGGAUCCGACAGUGCCUGGUACAACCAGGAAACGCAGAAGGAGAAGACGACUCCUUUGUAUCUGAAGAUGUUUACAGACUUCCUGUCCUUCAUGGUGCUCUUCAACUUCAUCAUCCCUGUAUCCAUGUACGUCACUGUGGAGAUGCAGAAGUUCCUGGGUUCCAUCUUUAUCACCUGGGAUAAGGAUUUCUUUGACCCAGAGAUUCAGGAGGGGGCGCUGGUUAAUACCUCUGAUCUUAAUGAGGAGCUCGGUCAGGUGGAGUACGUUUUCACGGACAAGACGGGGACGCUGACCCAGAACAACAUGGAGUUUAUUGAGUGCUGUAUAGAUGGCUUCCAGUAUAAGAACACCGAGUCCAGAAGCGAGGUGGACGGGUUUUGUGUGACAGAUGGGCCAAUAAACAAACUCCAUCAGAAGGCUGGGAGUGAGAAGGAAGAGCUUUUCCUGCGGGCUCUGUGUCUGUGCCACACAGUGCAGGUGAAAGAGGCGGGGCCAGAUGAGAUUGAUGGCGACCAAAUAGACGGGCUGGACGGAGGACACUCCCAGCAGGCCGAGCAGACAGGAUACAUUGCGUCCUCCCCAGAUGAGGUCGCUUUAGUUAAAGGAGCCAUGCAAUACGGGUUUACCUUCAUGGGUUUGGACAGUAAAACGAUGAAGAUAAGAAACCGCCAAAAUGGCGUAGAAGCUUACGAGUUGCUUCAUGUGCUCAACUUUGACCCUGUGCGGCGGAGAAUGAGCGUCAUAGUCAGGACCGAGAAGGGUAAGACACUGCUUUUUUGCAAAGGGGCAGAUUCCUCAAUCUUUCCCAGAGUUAGGGCGGAUGAGGUGGACAGAAUUCGCAUGCACGUUGAGCGCAAUGCUACGGAGGGCUACAGAACCCUGUGUGUGGCCUAUAAGGAGCUGAGUCAAGAGGAGUAUGAUGCAGCAGAUGCAAGGCUAAGGGAAGCGCGAUUGGCUCUGCAAGAUCGUGAGGUGAAGCUCAUGGCGGUGUAUAACCAGGUGGAGACGGACAUGAGUCUGAUUGGAGCUACAGCAGUAGAGGACAGAUUGCAGGAAGAGGCUGCAGACACAAUGGAAGCCCUACAUGGAGCUGGGAUGCAAGUGUGGGUUCUCACUGGAGACAAGAUGGAGACGGCCAAGUCCACGUGCUACGCUUGCCGCCUGUUCCGGAGUGGCACAGAGCUGCUGGAGCUGACUGUGCGCACACUGGAGGAUGGCGGGAGGAAGCGCGAGGAACGACUCCAUGAGGUGCUCCUGGACUACCACAAGAGGGCAGUGCAGGAUGCAGCACCCACCAAAGGUGGAAUCACCAGGAGCUGGUCCACAGCCAGUCAGGAAUACGGCUUCAUCAUCGACGGAGCCACACUGUCUUUAGUACUGAACUCAUCUCCUGACGCAAGCCGCUACAAGAGCCUCUUCCUGCAGAUCUGCCAGAACUGCACAGCUGUGCUCUGCUGCCGCAUGGCGCCCCUGCAGAAGGCACAGAUAGUGAAAAUGGUGAAGAAUUCGAAAGGCUCUCCCAUCACCCUGUCCAUUGGAGACGGUGCUAAUGAUGUCAGUAUGAUCCUGGAGGCUCAUGUGGGCAUUGGUAUAAAGGGUAAAGAGGGGCGACAGGCAGUCAGAAACAGUGACUAUGCCAUCCCUAAACUGAAACACUUAAAGAAGCUAUUGUUGGUACAUGGCCACCUCUACUACGUCCGCAUCGCUCACCUCGUGCAGUACUUCUUCUACAAGAACCUCUGUUUCAUUUUACCUCAGUUCCUCUACCAGUUCUUCUGUGGUUGGUCUCAACAGCCCCUGUAUGAUGCAGCUUAUCUGACGAUGUACAACAUCUGCUUUACCUCCAUGCCUAUCCUGGCAUACAGUCUGCUGGAGCAGCACAUAGCCAUUGAGGUCCUGCUACAUAAUGCCUCUCUUUACAAGGAGAUAGCAAAGAACGCCAGGUUACGGUGGUGUCCCUUCUUCUAUUGGACCAUAUUGGGGGUUUUCCAGGGGCUUCUCUUCUUCUUUGGUGUCAAAUGUUUGUACAGCAACCCAGCACUGCAGGACAACGGCCAGGUGUUUGGAAAUUGGUCCUAUGGAACAACAGUUUUUACAGUCCUUGUUUUUACCGUCACACUAAAGCUGGCCUUGGACACACGGCACUGGACAUGGAUCAAUCACUUUGUGAUCUGGGGCUCACUGGCCUUCUAUGUGUUCUUCAGCUUCUUCUGGGGAGGCAUAAUUUGGCCAUUCCUGAGACAACAGCGGAUGUACUUUGUCUUCGCUAACAUGCUUAGCUCGGUGUCUGCCUGGCUGGUCAUGAUCCUCCUCAUCGUCGUCAGUCUCCUUCCUGAAAUCCUUUUGGCGGUCCUGCGUAAGCCCAGAAGUCCCCGCGCUCAACAGAAGAAGCCGGCUCGCUCGGGUGCGAGGGGAGGCCAGUCCUCCCAAUCUUCAGCCAGGCCUCUGCUCAUGAGAACCUUUUCAGACGAGUCCAAUACUGUCCUAUGAACAGAUCGGUACCGUCAUCCCAUUGUCCUACAAGCUUCUGAAAGAACGCGACUGAAGGACGUGGAAAAGCCUGGAGGGAAAGAACCUUGAGCCAUACUGGCUGCCUGUCCUUCUGCCUGGUCAGAAACGGACAAGAAAAUGGGAGCAACCAAAUGAAACGAAAUGGAAAAAUCAAACCAACAAAGCCUUUUCAUACCAGGCCUGGAUCCAGCAGCCUGACAAACCUCUGACUCUUGUUUCUCUCCCGUUCAUCCUUUCCUCUUUCUUGUGUGACUUCACGUAUGCACACUGUGUCGCUGGUCCUCACAGCAUGUGCCACUUAUUGGACCAUGAUGUUUCAUAACCCAUCCACCACUUCUUCUGUCACAGUGCCACAUUUUUCCCCCCCCGUCAUCCCAGCAGGUCUUUUCUUCCAGGUUUCUAGUCGAGCUAGUGUCAGACAUUCAAGAUUUUGGGCUUUCUCGAACAUGCUGUACCAAUAGCCCUGACCCUACUGGUUUACAAAGCUGCCUUUCAACAUGCUGUGUGUCCACUUGUGUUAAGCGAGAGGUGUGUGUGUGUGAGAUUAGGAGGCAUAUUCUAAAGUGUGCAAGCUUUUAAAUUUGAGUGCCGAUCAUAGUAUCUUCUGAUGCAGGGAUCACGCGAGAUUAUGGAUUACUACUUGUUAAUAAGAGGAUGUUUAUUUGCGUCAAGUGUAUGCUGGAAACCAAAAAAAAAAAGUUUUCUGGAGUGCCUGCUCUCCAUGGCCAGUCCUGCUGGUGUUGGAUAUGUUUUAUGUGAGCUAGACUGAAGUGAAGUUGAAAUCAACACGCAUUCAAACAGUGUGGAACAUGGGGGGGCUAGUGUUUUUGUUUUUUGUUUUUUUGUUGGUUUGUUUGUUUUUUUGUUUUGUUUUUCCCUUUUCCCUCUGUCUGUCCUGACAUGAGGUCAGUUUUCACUCUUUUUUUAUUUUUGCCACAGCAUUCGUCUUCGGUUCCUUUUUUCGAUCCUUCCUACUUUGCGCUUCUUCAUACAUUCCAUUUCGAUGUGCCAUGAUUUUCUUGAUUUAUUACCGAUUUUUUCCUUUUGACCGUGCGAGUCAGUACGGCGUAUAUUUAUUUACGUAGUUUUAGUCACAAAGGUUAUAUUUUUAUGGCGUGCGUCUCUUUUUAUCAUCAGGAACAGUAAGUUUAGCUUGUGUAAUCCCACAUGCUGGGUUAAUCAGAUGUUUGAGAGCAGGGAUAGCUGCUAGAUCAGCGUUUUUACACAUUGCUCGGUCGGUUUAAAGCUGGAACGGUGCACGAGGUCACAGCUCAAUACGCCCUUUAAUGAAAGCCGAAUGAUUCUUUACGUUUGUAUGUAUUUGCUAGUAGCCCAAAGUGGGCAUGAAGAACCUGUUUUCAGCAUGCAGGGUUUUUUUUUUUUUAAAGAAUUAGCCAUGUUUUGAAAUCAUUCAGAUCUGAAAAGCGAAGCGUCGUGCCCCAUUACAGCUGAACUCAAUUUCAAGCAGCUGUAUGUGCAUUACUGUGAGAGCAGUGACGUGUGUUAGACCUCUGACUGUGUCAUGAUGCCAAGCAUCUUAAGCCCAGAUUUCAGUUAGCUGAUGAGCACUUUCUAUUUCUGUCAUUUAAUUGCUAUUUUGGGAAAGAAAAAAAAAGAGACUAUACAUAAAAGCACUAUAUUGUAUUUUUAUUUAAUUUGGUUGAAAGAUUUAUUUGGAGAUGUCGGUGUUGCACAGCCAUUUAGCAGUGACAUUCUGAGAUAAAGUUUUAUUAGUCUGAGUAAUGGUGCAUGUGUGCACAGUGCAUGCAUACACCAGGUCUGUGUGUGUGGUGCUCGGGAUGGGUGAAAGGGACCUGCUUGCAAUGUUUCAAAUAUCUUUAAAUUACAUCAGAGAUGCUAUUUUCACAGCUUAUAUCUGUUUGAUUUGUCAUACUUGCCUGAAACCAAGGAGAAAAAAAAAUGAGUAUUUUUAAUGCACCCUUUUUUCCAAGCUAUUUUGUAAGAAAAUGGAGGGAAGGAAUGUCCAAAAAAAAAGGUGUAAGACUACCUGAGGGUGAAAACUGGGGCUGUAUCAGGAUGUGGUGCUGAUGGGAGUCCAGCACAAACAAAGGCAGCCAUGUCCUCGGUGUCAGGACCCUCAGGCUCUGACCCUCUGAGCUGAAUGUACCUCUUUAACACGGUCUGUUCCAAAUAAAAAUUAAUCUUUGUAUAAUAAAACUGUUUUGAAAUCAAA